Messenger RNA from Penicillium vulpinum, 1911 nucleotides. RefSeq names its product RanGTP-binding protein. NCBI's taxonomy places the organism in Eukaryota, Fungi, Ascomycota, Eurotiomycetes, Eurotiales, Aspergillaceae. The transcript has 4 exons. The coding region runs from base 1 to 1911 and encodes 636 amino acids. The record is from RefSeq and is a predicted model, not a curated record. Gene Ontology annotation, cellular component: nucleus; cytoplasm. Gene Ontology annotation, molecular function: GTPase regulator activity.
AUGAAUUAUGCCAUUCGGUCGGGAAUCGCGAUAACGGCCAGCUAUGCAAUGCGCCAGUCAUCGCGCUUGCUCAGAAAUGUCAAGAGCGAGGACCGAGAUGAGUUAGUCGCCCUGCAACAACGUCUGGAAAGCAAGAUACAAGUUAUCGCUCCCUCUAUUGACAUGAUUGAGUUAAUUGCUGCUCGGGGAAAUACGUCAUUGGAAUCUGCUGUCGCCUUAACGAAGUCUCUAAGAUGGGACAUUCAAGCCCUAGGACAACGGCUGGCAAAGGCCGCAGGAUCUGAAGAAUUGAGACGCAAGGGAGCCAGAUCGCCCAAAGAUCAGACGAACAGCGAGAAAGAAAUCAAGCUUAUUAUCAAAGAUAUCAAGAAGCUCUUGGCUCGGAUUGAAGAUGCAGUUCCAUUAAUGAACCUAGCCAUCACCACAUCUGGGGCAAAGUUAUCCACUAACCUACCCGCAACGGUAUCGCCAUCCCGGCUCCUUCAAGCAAGCACGUUUCUCACGGCAGGAGAUACGCAAUAUUCAAUGUCACCAUCUCAGGCAGUCCAAGUAGGGCCAACUUUUACCUUAUCGAUGUACAUGUUAUUUGCUAGCCAUUUGCGACCUCAUGACGAAGAAUCUGUUCGUGAGGCCACGUGGAAGGAAGUCAUGCAUAAGGCACGUUUGAAGCUGCGCCGUGUUCCAAUAGAUGCGUUGCAGUCUCCAGGCCAACUCCCACGAACGAAGCUUCCAGGACCAGCCGGGGCCGAUGAAUACACCUAUCAAGUCCUGAUCAUCGAAGACCUGGAUGAUGGCCGAGUCCAUACAUUCGACGAUAAUGAUCCGCAGCCCCAAAACUAUGAAGGAGUUUCCACGGCAGGAAUCCGGGAGAUCCUUCCUAUUCAUCAAAUUUCAAAAAUAUUCUACGCAGACACUGGGAGGAUCCUCAACAUCAGCACAGAGGGCGAAACAAACAACCCAGUGCUACUAUUGAAACGGGAUCUAAAUGCUCUCCCUCCACGGCGCAUGAUGGAACGAGACGAGGUGCAGGAUGACUUCCCUCAGGCAGAAUCCGAGGAAGAACCAGAGGACAAGGAGCAAGCUCUACUCGAUGCACAGCUGAACGGAAACGACAAUCGGGAUACUAGCAGCUUCAACUAUCUGCAUCAAGAUUCCAUACCCGAAGAAUGGCGCCUAUCUCCCGGACUGGACCCAGAAUGGAUCGCAUUCGAGGUUUACAAUGAAGACGAAGCCUCCGAUAGCGAGUCCGAAGCUGAAAAUCCCGAGUUAUCCACAGAUGAACCCUCAAUCGACCCAAACAUGAUGGCCAAGCUAUCAAUUAAUGAGAAAGGGAAUUCAUCCCACUCCCCGUCUCCCCGAAAUCAGUCAUUCUCAUCCGCCCCUGCCACAACAACAGUUUCCAAUCCUCACUUCGAGAAUAUCCGCACCUCCCUCUCCCUCCUCGAAACCCUCCUCCGCCUAACAUCCCUACAGCAAUUCCAACAGCAAUCCCACCUCUCUAUCAGCGACGAGCUCCUCAAUUUCUUCCUGGAAGAAUCCUCCACCACCGGCGCUGGCGGCGACGAACAGCACCGCCAGCGACUCCGCUCCGAUGCUCGUCGUCGCGUUGGCUGGGACCCAUACAAUGAAAGCCCCGUCAAACAUCGCGGCGAGGAUUACCAGUACGGGUGGGAGUCCAGUAGCGGUCCCCACCAAUAUGGCAGCGAUCCUUACUCGCCUAGUGGGCGGGCGCAGGGCUUCCAUAUCCGUUCCAGGGAGAGUACACCGGAGACCCCGCUGCGCAAAGGCUCACCGAAUGUCCGUCCAAGUGGACUACGUGGUAUGAGGCCUGCGUAUGCUGAGUCACCCCUUUCGAAAAAGAUGGGUAGGUCUCCAAAGGACGGAGAUCUAGAGUCUGGCACGACAGAUUGA